This is a messenger RNA of Blepharisma stoltei, 420 nucleotides long. The record is from the annotation of a GenBank genome assembly. Lineage: Eukaryota; Ciliophora; Heterotrichea; Heterotrichida; Blepharismidae.
AUGAAGUUAAAAUUUUUCAAAGCUCCCAAGCAGUGAACUAAAGUUGAUAGGUUUGUGUGAACUUAUGCAGGCUUAUUUGAGCACAAAGAUUCAAAAAAGUUGCUUCGCUCCAACAAUAUUGGAAGACUAAUUGCAUCGAUCUUAUCUCACCCUGUCUCAUUAUUCGCAUCUUUUUGAUUGCCCUUUAAUAUUACGCUAUUUGGAAUGGAUGCCUGGCCGUUUAUAUGGAAAGUCCCAAUUAUAGCAUCAUCUUACUUAAUUCUAAAUGAAAGCGCAACAUUCAUUUACUUUUAUUCUCAAUACAGGGUUAAGAAAAAGAUGUAUGAUAAAUAUUAUCCGGCUAUGGAUUUAACCAAAGAACAAGUUGAGCAGCUAGAAGAAGAGGAAGAAAAAUUAAAAUUAGAAGACAAAUCAAAAUAA